AUGGCAACCACAUCCGCCCCGGCCACCGAUGCCGCCUCAUACCUCGACCUUGCUAUCACCCUCACACUCAACAACUGGCCGGCGCUCUCACUAGCCGUGCAAUCAAACUGGGGUGGUCCAACCUCCAGCGACAAGCGCGACUGGCUAUGCGGUGCAAUUUCCGAUAUGAUUCGCGAGAGACCCGAGACCGAUGCCGAAGAUUUGGAGGAAGUCUUGAUCCAAGUGAUGAACGACGAGUUUGACGUGGCGGUGGAUGAUGAGAGCGCCGCGGACGCCGCGGACAUGAUCAUGGAGCUCAAGGUCCAGACAGAUCGCGGCGAGUUUGGCAUUGUCCAAGAGAUGUGGGAGACAUACCAGAAGAAGAGCCAGAACCGCUCUGCUGCCGGACAAUUCCAGAGGGUCGAGGCUGCGGAUGAUGAUCAGGAGACCGAUGACGAGGUGGAUGAUGAAGAGAUGGGCGAUGCGCCUACUUUGGUUCGUGCGCCGCGUGAGCGCGCCGAGCCCGAGAUUGAUGACGAUGGAUUCACCAAGGUCGUUGGAAAGAAGCGCUAG
Messenger RNA from Penicillium brevicompactum, 552 nucleotides. Its product is annotated as pre-rRNA-processing TSR2 family protein. Lineage: Eukaryota; Fungi; Ascomycota; Eurotiomycetes; Eurotiales; Aspergillaceae. Gene Ontology annotation, cellular component: nucleus. Bases 1 to 552 code for a protein of 183 amino acids. Gene Ontology annotation, biological process: maturation of SSU-rRNA from tricistronic rRNA transcript (SSU-rRNA, 5.8S rRNA, LSU-rRNA). The transcript has a single exon. The record is from RefSeq and is a predicted model, not a curated record.